AUGUCGCCUUCAGCUUCGCCAUUUACCUUUCCCCUUGGUCACUCUACCGACCAUGAAGGUGAUCAACAAAUGAUCGACCCUUCUUCUCUUCGACUUCCAGACUCUUCAUCAUCUUCCGGAAAUUCAGAUUACGGCCAAGACAGCAUAACUCCUCAACCCAGUACGGGUAUGAUGAAUUCACCUCAGACGUUCUGGCCGACUGGUGAUGGUAAUAUCGCUCAUGAUUUUUCAAGCAAUUUACCCAUGACACCUUCUUGGUCAUUUGGAAACUUUACUUCUUCAACAAAUUCUUCGAUUAAUACGAUACAGGCUCCUUCGAUUGACGGCAAUACCACAAGUAAUUCUGCAGGUUCUCAAACUACACCUGCAUCAGCAACGGCAGGAAUCAAUUAUCCAUUUUCACGUCACAAUAAUAACAAUCACAACAACAAUAUGAUGCUUUAUCGUUCCGAUCCUGUACAAACUCCAACAACAGCGAAUACGCAAUGGUCAACAAACUCACAUUCAGCUAUAGAUUCAACAUUCAUGCCUCCCCCGCCACCAAAUACUGCAUCACAAUCGAUCUCUUCCCCACAUGGUUUGAUCCACGGACAUACUUCUCACUUGUCAUUAUCUGGUAAUCUGACUGGGCUCUCACCUAUGUUUGCCGGAUUUACCACUUCUAGUCCGACAACAGAUAACACCUCCGCAAAUUAUUCUGCACCGACACCUAUCAAUCCACAGUUGACUAGACCAGGUGGACCAAUAAGGACUUUCUCAGCAAGUGCAGCUAUACAGCCUACUCGCAAAAGAUCAAAUACAAUCAUGACUGUAAAUCCAACAACUCCUUCUUCCUCUGGUUCAGGCACAUUCAAUCCCUCGUACCCAUAUCCUUCUCCUAGAAUGCCGACGCUCAUGAACACUCACCCCGGAAACAUACAAGGACAUCAAUUGUCUCGUCAACCAUCGGUACCGAUGAUGACUGAACCCAGAAGAGUCUUUCAUCCUAGCCCGGCGAGUUCGAUCUCACCAGCUAUCGGUGUCGACUUGACUCAUCUUCCAAUGGAGAAUGACCCAUAUGGACAUCGAGUGGGCUUUGGAAUGGGCAUGAAUAUGGGUAUGGGAAUGAAUAUGGGAAUGGGAAUGGGAAUCAGAGGCACUCCGCCAAUGGAGGCUAAACCCCCAAGGUUCAAGCCAACAAAGGAACAGUUAGACAUCCUCAUUAAAUCAUAUGAUGAGAACAAGAAUCCCGAUGGUCCAGCUAGGGAAGCAUUAGCCAAGAAGCUUGGUCCCGAUGUCAGACCGAAGACUCUACAAAUCUGGUUCCAGAAUAGGCGGUCCAAGUCAAGGGCAAAAGAGAGGGACGCCAAUCUGCCCAAACCAGUGCAUUCCCGAGGUGGAAGUUCAUCUCUCGGUCACAGAUCAUCAUCGUCUGCCGGUACUUCCAAAGGAGUUGCCAACAAAGGAGCCGGUAUUGAUGCCCUCAGAGCUCUGAUCCAUGAUGACGAUCCCAAUUUGAUGAUUCUUCCAAUAUCCGUGUUAUCGAUUGCCAGCUGGACAAGAUUUCUUAUGCCGGGUACUGGUAUCUCCCAUCCUGAUCUCGCUGCGUCGUUAAGAUUCCCCUCAAAUCCAUCUCAGCAAUCUUUUCUUCACCUUUACGUAGUACACGAAACCGACACGUUCCGAAUUGACAUUUCGCUCAACCCAACAUCCAUAUCCAAUCUUCAAUCUGUCCAGAACCCGUCUUUGAAUACUGAAGCAGUAGCGAUCAGCUUUGACCUCUCCAUCAGUACGGCCACUUAUGCUGUUUGGAUUGAAGAGCAGACACGCUGGAAGGAAGUGGGAGACUUCACAGGAGGCGAAACCAGCGGUGGAGGAAAAUGUGAAUUGACCGGUGAAAAGGAUUUAUUACUUUCGGCAUUUUCAAAAGUUCAACAACAACUUUCUACUCAUCCAUAUCCUCACACCAGCACUGUCGAUGAGAACGAUCAAUAUACGUCGUUGCCGCCCCCUCCAACCUCAGGAAACAGCUGGAGAUUCCCUCCUAUCUCAGGAUCAGCUUCUACAUCAAUCUCUUCUAUCGCAGGCGGUAGUACCGGUAUUCAGACUCCUCCAACUGAAUUACCUAUCUUGAACCAUCUUCAAGCGUUAAAUAAUCAUCAAAGACAGCGAUCAUUUUCUGAACCUGAAAUGAAUGCCUCGACGUCUUCUUCUACAAGACAGGGCAGUAGUGAGUCUUUAAGUGAAUAUGAACAUACUUCGAAAGCCAUGAAUUUCCCUCAAAACGAUAGCACCAAUGUACACAUGUCAUUACCAUUCAACGAAUAUACAUCGCUCUCAAAACCAAGAAAUGAAUUUGGAUUUGGAAAUCCAUUGGUUUGGAAUUCAAUGAAUUCACCUGAUAUCGGAUCCGGGCCUGGAACAGGAUUAGGAUCAGGUAUGAUGAUUCCUCCGGUUGCUGCUGCUCCGUUCGAAACCCAGACUCCUUCCACUGGAUAUUCAGGAUGGGGAUUACCAAUAAAUACUUCUUCCACAUCAAUGGAACAUACAUUACAUACCCCAUUAUCAUCAACUAUGGCUCCCGCUGAGAUCCAUAAAGCACCUUCGGUCACUUACAACCAAUUCGCAACCCUCAAUUCUGGUAUCGCACCCAACGGUAACAGUACUUUGAGUGGAAAUGCUAUAGAGAACCAAUCGGAGGGUUCGAGUGAUAUGGAUUUGAGUACACCACCAUUUGAGUAUGAAGUGGAUAGACUGGAGGAGAUGGGUGUAUCCAUGGAAAAUAGCCAGAAAAGUAAACUGGUGGAAGGCCAUGUUGAUGAUUUAUAA
Kwoniella shivajii is the source of this 2808-nucleotide messenger RNA. RefSeq lists its product as uncharacterized. NCBI's taxonomy places the organism in Eukaryota, Fungi, Basidiomycota, Tremellomycetes, Tremellales, Cryptococcaceae. Gene Ontology annotation, molecular function: RNA polymerase II cis-regulatory region sequence-specific DNA binding. The record is from RefSeq and is a predicted model, not a curated record. The transcript is spliced from 5 exons. Bases 1 to 2808 code for a protein of 935 amino acids. Gene Ontology annotation, biological process: cell differentiation; regulation of transcription by RNA polymerase II.